UUGGGUCCAAGCCCAACUGUCUGGCCCAAACCGAGGAAAGAAGAAUAAACUCAAACAUAAAUCUUUGUGAUUCCGCGAAAAUUGAGGGGGAGAAGAACUCCAGUGUGAUAAACUUGGGAUCUUUGAAGGGUAGAAAGCGUGCUCAGUACGAAUCGAAAAGGAUAGAGCGUUCUGGGCUGGGUUCUCUGCGUUUUCUCUCGAAGCAUUCGAAUUAUGGAGGGUCUGCAGAAGUUGAUUGGGAAAAUCCCAAAAGACCCCCAAAAAUUGGGCUCCGCUUCGGCUUCCUUCGACCCUCACCGUGGGACUGAAGGUCUCGCCGCCGCUCUGUCCUCCUCCGAUCAGUCUCGUAUUUUGCUCAACAGACCCGCCAGGCAGGUGGUUUCACUGUGGACAUGCUCAAAGCUUUGUACACUUUGCUUUGUUGCUGGAAUUGUUGUUGGUUAUACGCUGAAGCGACGCGUCCGAAGUUGGGCUUCCAAACUUCUCAAGAAGAUGAGAGAUGAUUGAUUGCAACUGGAUCGCAUUAUACUGAUCCAUUUAAUGCGUUGUUCUCCAUAGAAGAAUGAUUCUCCAACAAUAGUUGUUUUCUCUAGAGGGUGCAAUUUUGAUUAGCUUUCCGCGAUUAUACUAACACUGCUUCUGACGAUUCUGACCUGAUCAACAUAUAUUGUUACCCCUCGUUUUUUAUUAUGUUAAUGAUAAAUUUUACAAGCUAACCAUCAGCAGUGCCUCUGUUCCCGUACUUUGGAAUUGUUGCAUCUGCUGAUUUAAGUCGGAUGAAUUCUGAAUAUCAAGUCGGAAAGGUAUCUCUUUUGCUUGUAUUGUCUGCCAUGAAUACUUGUUCAUACUCUCCAGGCUAGGUUGUUGUCCUUUUCUUGUUUUUCCAUCGAAAUUUCAAUACAUUGGGUGCAUAUUCGCUUGAA
This is a messenger RNA of Malus domestica (apple), 923 nucleotides long. NCBI's taxonomy places the organism in Eukaryota, Viridiplantae, Streptophyta, Magnoliopsida, Rosales, Rosaceae. The record is from RefSeq and is a predicted model, not a curated record.